This is a messenger RNA of Ostrea edulis (European flat oyster), 2303 nucleotides long. RefSeq names its product IgGFc-binding protein-like. NCBI's taxonomy places the organism in Eukaryota, Metazoa, Mollusca, Bivalvia, Ostreida, Ostreidae. The transcript is spliced from 8 exons. The record is from RefSeq and is a predicted model, not a curated record. Bases 100 to 2247 code for a protein of 715 amino acids.
GCAUCCACCCACUCGCGCACUGUAUAUAAACGGUAACCCCCCAAUUCGAACUUCAAUACAAAUUUUUGGCGCUUUAAGAUAGAUCGUGUCCUCAGCGUUAUGGUGAUGAAGCUGUCUUUGGUGUGGGUAUUCGCUGUUUUCGUACCCAGUCUUGUGGAGUGUGCCCCCAAUAAUUUCUGGUCACAUGGAUGGGACAGUGAGUGGCAGGAGCUUCCGUUUUGUUCUAAUGACCCCGUACCGUGUGACAUGGCUAUGAAAAUGUAUGCUUCAAGAUCUCGGACGUCUCCAGAAAUCUACUCCACGGACAAACAGAUGUGUACAUGUCCUAAUGGAAACACGUGUCCGAGAGGAUGGAGCACACACGGAGAUAAAUCUAUUACACGGGACAUCCUGUCUAGAGGAAAACGAAUUGGGAUUGCCCUGCACUACUGUAAUCCUAUUGGUGGAGAGAGAACAUGCGGAGAUGAGGUUGCCAUGGUAGUGGAAGGAGGAAAUAUCCCAGAGAAAAUAAAAACAGUGAACUGUAAAUGCUCAAGUGUUGAGCCUCUCAAAAUCAAGAAGAGCUACUAUGUCGGUUGGAAGAUGAACCACGAUCUGGUUUGCUCGAUGCCACAGUGCAGCAUCAAUCGAUCAGACGGCGGCGUUUGUCAGAAGAUAGAAAGGGUGAGAGACCCGCAAACCUGGCUAGUGACGUAUGUCAACACAAACUUGUGUGAAUGUCCUAAUGGUUACGGCUGUAUGCAGGCAGACCGCCAAAACAGUGACCUGUUUUUCGGUGCCCUAGAUAACAGAGGAACCGAAUUUAUUAUUACUUUUAUGGACAACAAAAUUUUAGAAAAUAGAGAUAUUCAGCCGGAAAUUUUCAUCACAACAGCGAAAACUCAUCUGGUUCACGUGACCAUCACAUCACCAGGUGUGCAGCAUUCCCGCCUUCACGAAAGCUUUUCUAUCACAAAAGGGCAUGUUAAACGCAUUGCAGUGGAUACAAGUUAUCGUCUGAAUCAAACAGAACUAAGUAGAAAGGGAAUUCUCAUUCAAGCUGACGAUGAAAUCGUGGUAUAUGGAGUGAACAGGGAGGUGUACUCAGACGAUGGCUAUUUAGCUCUGCCAACUGACGUUCUGGGAACUGAAUAUUAUACGAUGUCAUACUCUCCGUCGUACUAUUACUGUGUUUUCGCUGUCAUUGGUAUCCAAGACCAAACACAGGUUUCAAUCCAUCUACCAAAUACCCCUAGUUUAAAUGUCACAUACAAAGGCCAUACUUAUUAUAAGAAUCAAUGGAUUAAUGUGACCUUGGACAGGUUCAGUACAUUUGAAAUUCAUGCUGUUCCUGAUCUCAGUGGAACGCACAUUGUGUCUGAUAAACCGGUUGGAGUUUUAAGUGGAAACAAAAAGGCAGUGGUCGGAAAUACGGGUGGUUCUCGUGACCACUUGGUCGAGAUGUUGCUUCCGGUGUCAUCCUGGGGUAAGAAUUAUGCGACUGUGCCCAUUCCAGAAAGAGACGUGGGGGACAUCUUCCAAUUCCUUGCCAGCGAAGACAACACCCAUGUUAACGUAUCUGGCGUUAUAAAUGGCAAGGCAUUCCAUGACCAGUUUACCAUUGCAAAAGCUGGAUCAUACGCCAAAAAGCAAUAUAGUUCUCAUUUAUAUGCCCACGUGACAUCAGAUAAACCAAUAGCUGUGUUCCAGUUUUCUUUGACUCAGAAAGGAGGAACGGAUUUAGCUGACCCUGCCAUGUUGAUAGUCCCUCCCAUAGAACAAUAUGCUGCUGACUAUACCUUUACAACACCUGAAUAUUCAAAAGGGCAGUAUACCAACUAUUUCAUGUUUGUAGUAGACGCUUCUCAAAAGGCUGGUUUACGGCUUGAUAAUAAACCUUUGCCACACAACCAGAAUUAUGUGACCAUACCUGGAAGUAAUCUAGUAGCUGGGUUCGUCAAGAUUUCCGUUGGAACCCAUUCUGUCACCCACACAAAUCCAACCACUGUCAUCGGAGGGAUUCUUUUUGGAAAAGCAAAUCUUGAAUCGUAUGGUUUCCCCAUCGGGUUGUUGUUGACCCCAGUUAACACGGGUUGCCGGGCCAAACCAAUGCAAUAUGGAGACGAAAUAGAUAAUGACUGUGACGGCGAAGUCGACGAAGAAAGAGCAGACGGGAAAGACAAUGACGGAGACGGUCGCAUUGAUGAGGAUUGUGAUGCAUUCCACCCAAAUUCUGUUCCAGCAGUGGGAAAACGGAUUUUAAUGUAGAACUGGAAAAAUAGAAAGCAUUCAAUUUGAUUAGAUAUAAAAAUGAGUGGAUAAAA